Messenger RNA from Haemonchus placei, 2226 nucleotides. NCBI's taxonomy places the organism in Eukaryota, Metazoa, Nematoda, Chromadorea, Rhabditida, Trichostrongylidae. The record is from the annotation of a GenBank genome assembly.
AUGUCGUUCGACGAGGAGCAAGAGAACAUCCUUGCCCCUCAUGAUCUGGCAAGGAACUCGUGGCAGUUCCGCAGUAGUCGACGACACCGCCGUGGCGAUGCUCUCCUUCGAAAGAAAUUGGCUGGUCAUGUGGUCAAAGCGAAGAAGCGCCUACUGAAGGAGGAGAGCUGGAACGAUUUCCAUCCGGACGUUCAGUAUUCGCUGAACAAACAUCAGCGUUGGAGAACGAUUAACGUUCCAUCACUACUCGAAAACAACGAUCGUUCUGACCUCGAAGUUCUCGUUGUCAAUCGCGUGAUCACCCCAAGAAAUUUGAGCGACAUUCAAAAUCUGGAUGUUUCAAAUGUGCAUAUGAAGGAUAAUGGGAUGAUCAGUACGCUUUCAACGAGAGGAAAAGGGCAAAAGCUCUCCCAUUUCCAUGAAACAUUGAGAGAACGUAGACAGAUGGACAAAGAUGAGGUUGAGCCGGCAAGAAUCCUCUUCAACGUUGUUGAGCCUCAUCCGAAUCGUUCUGAGGACGAGUACGAAGACCGGCCUGAUGUGUCGCUAGACGUUGCAAGAGCUCCCAGAUCGUCGUUCACGCUGGGAGAUUUCUUAGUGAAUUCAUCGCCUUCAAAGGACACGAGUGAAGAUUAUGUAGAAGAAACCGACAGUUGGGAGGUCAUAGAUCCCGAGCCAGAAUGGCCAACAGAGAUUAUUCAACCGAAGCCAGCUGAUCUAGUCGAUAUCUCUGCUGCCACCAAUGCCGAUUCAGUUUUCGAAGUAAUCGAUGUGGAAACAAAGAAUUUGCAGAACUUCGAUUUUCACAGAACGGUUUCCCUUCUAGAGCAAGAACGCGUGGUUGUCCGUUGGAUCGAUCAGGAUCGCGCCAUGGUUGAUGCAAGUCGUCAGGCUCGGGUUAGCGGUGACGAGCUUUUACAGAGGCCGUUGCUUAUCCUCUUCUUCGAGUUAAGGGACGGUGGCCGUGUACUCAGGGUACGAGUCAACGCAAAUGCUCGAUAUGUGAAUGGUUCCGACCGUGGGGCCUUUCUUCACCGUGCUAAGUGCCAUACUGACUUUACGUCUCUCCUGAAUCAUAUCGCAGAGACUGUUAGGUCCUUGAGAUUGAGGAACUUGGAUGUUCCAAAAGAAAAAUCUCGUUGCAUGGAAAAUGAGGAGUUUUUCGCAGCAGAUGUCAACAGUGAAGCCUUAGCCAUAAAGGCAGAUCGCUGCAACGAAUACGAUAGGCUACAGUUUUUGAGGGAUGUUGGCAAUGAAGCUGACAGCAGAAGGACUAAUGAGCUUGAGAACAUUCCUUCCGUCCACUGCUGUUGUUCGUCAUGGAAACGAACAGAGUUCUUCGAAACAAAAGAUGGGAUGAGUUGUCGAGACUGCAUUACCUCGCACAUAGUACAUCAACUUCGUCUCAAUCAUGUUCCAGUCGACAUCUCGCUUCCAUCUAUCGAAAACCUUUCGAGUAUUGAUCUCCUCUAUGCGGUCCUGCCAGUGCCACUGAUCUCAGUUCUAAUAAAAAUGUCCUACUCCUAUUAUCGUCACCUUCGUGAUCCAAAUGUUGUAUUUUCUGAAUGCCCUCGCUGUACUGUCGAAGUAGCGAUCGCUUCUCCCAACGAAGACAGUACCAAUUGCAUCUGUCCCGAAUGUGAAUCCCAUUGGUGUUGGCUGUGUAACUCCGAACCACAUUGGCCGAUGAGCUGUGAAGAAUUCAAGCAAUGGGUUAGCAAAUGGGAUCAGCAAUAUUUCGUCGACAAGUACCGUUUGCAACCGGAUGAAGAUCUACUACGCAUUACUUGCCUGUGUGGUAUCGUUCUUAUUGCAGAAUGGCAAUGGCAUAUUGUAGUGCUAAAUACGAGAGGACCCUACGAAGUUGGAAUACUUCGCAUUAGGUUACCAAGUGAGUCAGCUCAUAACACAGUAUGCCGAUGUGGCCAUCGGUACGACAAAACUGGUCUGAUGAGCCGGAACUCCAAAUACUUCCCUUAUUAUGCAUGUUCAAGAAAAUUCCACGAUUUGGAAGGAAAACCGAAGCAGGGUGAUCCAGUGCCUGUCGAACGAAUUGCACCAGUGCAGUUGAUUGCAAAAGAGUUCGCCGAUGUAAGUGAUUAUUUCCGGAGGAAUCUCCGUAGAUUUUAUCUAAAAAUGACUUGUCAUGAAUCUAUGGCCCAGAAGAAAGGUACCGAUAGAUCGGGCUUAGCUCUGUACCUCCAGAAGAAUUCUCCAUCAUACUGA